Messenger RNA from Syzygium oleosum, 1093 nucleotides. RefSeq names its product senescence associated gene 20-like. NCBI's taxonomy places the organism in Eukaryota, Viridiplantae, Streptophyta, Magnoliopsida, Myrtales, Myrtaceae. The record is from RefSeq and is a predicted model, not a curated record. The transcript has a single exon. Bases 119 to 592 code for a protein of 157 amino acids.
CAAGACAAACGCUCCCAAGCAAGAAAACAAGCCACAUUCCAUACAAAAUCCAUCCCACUGUCCUUGUAGCUUGUAGGCCAUUCCCUAUCGCAUUACAUUCCUUCAUUCAUAACCCAAAAUGGCGACCAAUGACAUUGAACCUACCUCGCCGGAAUCCGGCAAAAACAAAGCUACCGUAGAGGCCCUUUACGCUGCAUUGGCUCUCGGCGACUCCGACAAGGUGGCCAAGCUCCUGGCCAGCGAUCUCGAAUGGUGGUUCCACGGGCCGCCUGGCUGCCAGCACAUGAUGCGGGUGCUCACAGGGGAAUCGGACUACUCGGCGUUUACAUUCCAUCCACGUAGCAUAACAGCUAUAGGCGACGACUGUGUGAUCGCGGAGGGGUGGGAAGGGGCGCAGGCAUAUUGGGUCCAUGCUUGGACGCUGAAGAACGGGCUGAUCAUGCAGUUCAGGGAGUAUUUCAACACAUGGCUGACCGUGAGAGAGGUGUCGUCGCCGAGGUGGGAGGUGGCGCGGACGAGUCAUACGCUGUGGCAGAGCCAGCCGAGGGACCGCUUCAACCGGUCGUUGCCAGCACUUUUGCUCGCAAUAUGAGGAGGGUUGUGCAUGCAUCCAGGUGGUUGGGAAUGAAAAUUUGGGGCUGGUGCGUGUGUCCGUACGUUCAAUAUAUGUUUGAUAAGAAAAUCAAGACCGCCCAUGUCAAAGUUGAAGGAAAGUGGAAAGAGUUGUAGUCAAUGAAGUGUCAAUUAUGUGAAUGUUAAAAUCAUACAUGUGUCGGACUAUGAAUCUUCGUCUGAAGGAAACAUCCUACAGGGCUCACAAGUAAACAAAAUGAUGGAAAUUACUCGAAGGACCACCAUUGGCCGAUCGAUUAAUUUCAAUCUUAUGGAUAAGCUUUCAAAUCGUACGAAGGAGAGUUUGUCUAGGGUUUCGUUUUGAUUUCCAUGAUCAGGCUACAAUUAGCGUAGGUCUUUACGCAGCACGACUAGCAAGAACCUGCACAUGCAAAAACGUUGUUUAAUUGCCAUCCGCUGCUAGAAAGACAUGUCUGUUUCCUCUUAUGUGGGAUAAAGAAUCAUUCGUCCUCUUAUUUUA